AUGGUUAAAUAUGAGGAAUUGAUUGAGUAUUGUAUACAAAUCAUUAAGACAUUCAAUCCUGUAAUUUUGACUGUGGAUUCCCACUCAGAGGAAUUCAUUGCAAAAAAUAAAAAGAAAUUGGAAGACACGGAGAUAGUUUUUAUUAAGCAAGUAUUUUAUGGUACUUUUAGGUAUGAGGAAUUCCUAAAAGUGUUGACUAACUCGUUGUUUAAUAAUUUUCCAAGCAUUACGAAUCGUAAUGAUUCAACUCUCUAUCAUAUUUUUGGCUACUUGAUUUGUUUUAGAUUAGAUGAAUUACCUUUUAAUGAAUUUAAGAAAAUGGUUUUUUCGCAGGAUGCUGUCAAAAUGAAUGUUUUUCUUUAGUUUCUGUUUGACAUUGAAAAAGUAAAUAAAUAUGUCAGGGAUGGCUGGAUUGAAAUUUAUGAUCCUGGUUACAUAGAUAAUUAAAUUAUCACACAAAAUCUUUAAGAAAAGCUACCAGUUGUUGCAGAUUUACUUGCUCAACUCUCUCAAAAGGCUACAGGCAAAAAAAGUGAUUUGGUAAACACUAUUGAGUAAACUCUUUCAGUAACUGAUAAAGGAGAUGAUAAAUAGCAAAAGAAAUUCGAGCCAACUGUUCCUUAACCAUUUAAGUUGACUAAGCCAAAGCCUAAAGCUAUUCCUGAGCCAAUAAAAAUUCCUAAAAUAGUAAAAGCAAACCCCGUUCCUCAAACAAUAUUUUAAACAAAUCUGAAUGAAAUUGUUGAUAAAGGAAAAUAAAGAAGGGAUGAAAUUAAAAAAUAGAAACAAAAAGAGUUAGAGGAUGCAACAAAGAACUAAUUCAAAUUUUAACUUGAUAACCGUCCAAAUAAAUUUGAAAAAAUAAAGAAAGAAGUUGAGGAAGAAAAGAAUAAACAAUUACAAUUCGAUAACACAUACUUUAGACCUCCUCCUACAUUUGAUGAAGCUGCUGAAAUUAAAAUGAACGUUGCAGCUAUUUUAAGGGAAGACAAGCACCUCUAAAAGAAAUAAGAUGAUGAGAAUAAAAGAAUCAAGGAACUAGAGUGGAACAUGAGAGAUUCAGCAGAGUUUGAGAAUUGGAAAGAAGAACAAAAAUAUAAAGAAAAACUUGAGAAUAUAGAAUAUUAGCAAAGAAAGAAAAUUGAAAUGGAGCUUGCAAGAGAAUCAGCUAUGAAAGCAUAUGAUGAAAAAAUCUAAUAAAAUAAAUUAACUGCUGUACAAAUGAAACAAAUUUCUAAAGUCAAAGAGUAAGAAAGAUAAAAAAAGAUAGAAGAAGAAGUCUAAGAAAAGUAGAAAUUAAUUGAUGGCGUUUUAGCAACACGUGAAAACGCUGGAAUCGAAAUACAAAAGUUAAAAGAACAAAAGAAAGUUAUUCAUGAUGAAUCUAAGAAAGAGAGAGAAAUUUUAUUAUAAAAGAAGAAAGAAGAGGAUGAAGUAGAAAGAAAAAAAAAGGAGGAUUUAAUUAGAUAAAUCAGAGAAGCUGAAAAGUAGCCCAAAGUAAGAACAAAAGGUUAUGACCCUACUGAAACUAUGGGUUAUGGGUUGUUAGAAGAAAUGAGCAUAGUUCAGUUAAGAGAAAGAUUAGUACAAGUAAAAAGGCAAAGGGAGAUAGAAAGAGAACAAACAAGAUAGGAAAAUAUGAAAACUAAAGACUCGAAGUUAAACUCACUUUAAUAAAAAGUAGAAGCAAUAAAAUAAAAUAGAGAACAGCUUUAGAAGCAAAAACAAUAAGAAAGAGAAGAAAAGAAAAAGAAGCUAAUGGAGGAAGAGCAGAAAAAAUAGCAAAUUAGAGAAGAGUAAUUGCUCGAAGUACACUAAAAAGUUGUUGACAAAAAGAGAGCAAAGAAGAAAGAAGAAGACAGACUUGCAAAGGAAUAUAGAGAAAUUUAACUAAAGAGAAUGUAUAUGAAUGCAAACGCUGCAGUUGUUGAAGAGUUAGCUUGGAAAGGAUAACAAGAAGGUGCUGAAAGAGAAAUUAAAUAUAGACAAAAUCAAAAAUUACUUGAUUAAGAAUAAGUUUUAGGAGUAAAAUACCAUGAAAGAAAGAUCAUUGCAGAUAACAGUAAAAAGUUAGUUUAAGAAAAACUUGAGUUUAUUGAACAAUAUGAUGAGAAUAUGGAGAGAGCUAAUAAAGAAAAUGAAGUACUUUAUCGUCAAAUUCGUGAAGAUAGAAAGAUAUAACACCAAACAAUUCGUGAUUAUGAAAUAUAACAUAAUAAAAACAUGGUAGAAAGAGAUACAUUUAAAUAUAAAAUGAGUGAAAUGAGUCUAACGAAUGCUAAAUCUAAGCUUGAGUAAUCUAAAAAUUAAGCGUCAAGAGAUGGAAAGAGAACAUCUAAAAACUAAGAAUUACAACUGCCAGGUCCUAAGUAUGACUCUACCAAUAUUAUAAAAGAAUCUCAUCAAGAAGACGAUGGAUGA
Molecule: messenger RNA, 2421 nt
Organism: Tetrahymena thermophila SB210
Lineage: Eukaryota; Ciliophora; Oligohymenophorea; Hymenostomatida; Tetrahymenidae
Exons: 5
Source: RefSeq, a predicted model, not a curated record